UAGUCAAAAUAAUGAGUGCAUAUAAAUCUGUAGGGAAUGGACUAACAUAAAGCAUGAAUAUAAAAAAUACGUUGCCUUAGAUUAUGUAUAAUUUUUUAAUGCUACUUUACUAUCCAGAAGUGAAGUACUAACAUCACUCACAGCCAUAACAAAUCUUAAAGGAUCCCUGCCUACUGUUGAUCUUAACACUCUCCAGACCAAGUCUGGAACCAGAAUCAGACAUCACUGACGCAAAAAUCUGCUAUUAGAUAGUCAACCUAUGCAUGACAGUAGGAUUUUGCUUUGAUUCUGGAAGGUAUCCCUGCCCUGCUCUUGAAAAGCCAAAUGUUCAUAACUUUAGUCUUCUGUUUUGACAUUUUCCUAGACCUGAAUCUUAUAAAUGCCUGACCCAAACCUAAAAGAAACACUGGUGUCCUUUCUCUAGUCUUUGGUGAGUUUGAAAUCAGCCUCAUAAUGCCAAAAUUAGAUGCAAUGGUUCCAAAAAAAAAGAAAAAAAAAAGAAAAAAGAAAAAAAGAAAAAAGAAAAAAAGAAAAGCAUAUUGCAGUGUAUUCUUUUGUGGCAACUUGGUAAUAGUAUCUGAUAGCAGCAUAAUAGGCAGAACUAGAGGGUUUUUUCCCUAAAACAAUGCAUCUAAGUUCUUGAUGAGGCACGAAGUGCAAUUUUGAGUGGGUUCAUAUUCAACUCCCGUCACAAGAGUAACCCUCCACAGCCACUGACUGAUUUGUACUCCCAGACAGGCAGAAGUGCUCACAGAAAUGUGUUUUCUUGAAAAUUUUCUCAUUCACUACACUUUUUCCCACUGCCUCAGAGCUGGGAGGCAAAACAAGUAAUAUCAGAAUAUUUAUUUGGUCAGAUACUACUUUAUUUCUGAAAGGAAGCAGGAUUCAUCUAUACAAACAUAUUGACAUAUUUACAAACGUAUUUCUAUAUUUACAUGCAUUUCCAUGUCUUUAUAUGUAGAUUUGGUAUAUUUUUAUGCACGCACACACACGCACAUAUAUAGAUUAUGUAUGUAGGUAUGUAUGUAUGCAUGUGUAUUUCUCUCCCUAUAUAUAUAUAUAUAUAUAUAUAUAUAUCCAUGUAUUUAUGUGAGUGUGUGUGUGUAUAUAUAUAUAUAGAUAUAUAUAUAUGAAUAGAUGUCAGGGCAGGCGGGCAUCGCGGGGUUGCCAGCCAUCCAUCGGCCGAUGCCGGAGGCACCCGGAGGGCCGGCGAGCCCCGGGCGCCCGGCAGAGGGAACGCGGGGCGCUCUGCAGGAGGCACGGCGGGUCCCCCGCCGCUCCCGAGGCGCGGAGCCCCGGUGGGGACGUGUCCGGCUUCCCAAGCGAUCGGCGCGCAGGCGCCUCUCAAUCCCCAGCUCCGGUGAGAUGCUCUCGAACCUGGGAAGGGGAUAGCCCUGUCGUUCCCUUCCUCCUUCUUUCUUUCCGGCCCCUCUGCAGCACUUUUCCUCCAGACCCCUGGCUCAGAUUAUUUUUUUUUUUCCCCCAGUCGCUAUUUCUUUUUUUUAAUGUUGCCCACCUCACGGGAGCCCGUUCGCUUUCCUUUGUAGCUCCCGCUCCUCCAAACAGCGUUAUCGGCAAGGAAAGCCGCCUGUUGAUUAUCCCCGUCUCCCCUUUUCUGAGCUUCCACCCACCCUUUGCCCCCACCCCUCCCUCCGUUUGAUUCCAAACCUUUGGAUGGUGUUUUGGUGUCAUUAGGAGAUUAACAUCCCUGGAGCACCAGGGGAGGAGGAGUAGGAGGAGGAGGAGGAGGAGGGUGGAGGGGAAAGCGAGACUGCAGGCAGGAAGGUUGGCACAUUAGCACGAGUGAGACUCUCCUCCCGCCGUCCCAGCCACCCCCGGCUCCCGGGUGGCAGCGGAGGGAGCGUCUGCCGGCGCGGCGGGCUGCGGACGGUGGCAGGCGGGUGCGCCCGGGACCCGCGCCCGCGGAGCGCCGGGGGCUGCCGGCGGGCGAGCGGCAGCGGCUCCUGCGCGCAGCCCCCCUCUCUUUUAUGAGCAGCGAGGAGGCAAAGCGGCAGCGGGGGACACCUGGAGGAGCAUUUCUUCCCCGGGUUUAUGAAUGGCACUGACAUGGAGGAAAUACCGUUUCAGAAAGUCAAGACCAAGAGGAAGAAGUGCUGCCACUGCUGCUGCUCCCCGCCGGCUGCCGCGGCGUCGGGAGCGGGAGCCGGGUUGGGGGACCCCCCUCCCUUGCUGCUGCUGGAUGCCAUCGCCUGCGAGGACGAGUUUGACUGCAAGGAGCUGGAGGCUCUCUUCCAGAGCUACAACCUGAAGCUGGAGCAGACGUCCACCCUCAAGGCGCUGGCUGUCCUCAUCGUGCUCACUGCCAGCCUAGCCCUGGUGGAGCUGCUCUCCGGCCCCAGCCUGACCAUCUCCAAGGGUUCGCACCCGGUGCACUGCAUCAUCUUCCUCUCCCUUUUCAUCGUCACCAAUGUCAAGUACCUGCAGGUCACCCAGCUGCAGCAGAUCGUCAAGCUCACCUUGCUCUUCAGCUUCACCUUCUCCUUCCUCUGCUGCCCCUUCUCUCUCGGCGCCUACGGCAUGGAGCCGCCCAGCGCCCCCGAGCAGGGCAUGUGGCAGCUCAUGCUGGUAACCUUCGUCUCCUACUCGCUGCUUCCCGUCCGGACGCUGCUGGCCAUCGUCUUCGGGCUGGUGGUGUCCGUCUCCCACCUCAUCGUCACCGCCACCUCCGUCAGUGCCAAGCGGCAGCGGCUCUGGAGGACGCUUGUGGCCAAUGCAAUCCUUUUUGUCAGUGUAAAUUUGUAUGGGGUCUUUGUGAGGAUUUUGACAGAAAGGGCUCAGAGGAAGGCAUUCCUUCAGGCCAGGAACUGCAUUGAGGACAGGCUGAGACUGGAAGAUGAAAAUGAAAAACAGGAACGUCUCUUGAUGAGCCUUUUGCCCAGAAAUGUUGCAAUGGAAAUGAAGGAAGAUUUCCUGAAGCCUCCUGAAAGGAUUUUCCACAAGAUUUACAUUCAAAGGCAUGACAAUGUUAGCAUUUUGUUUGCAGACAUUGUGGGGUUCACUAGUUUGGCAUCACAGUGUACUGCCCAAGAGCUGGUGAAGCUGCUGAAUGAGCUUUUUGGAAAAUUUGAUGAAUUAGCUACAGAAAAUCAUUGCAGAAGAAUAAAAAUCCUAGGGGACUGUUACUACUGUGUAUCAGGAUUGACCCAGCCCAAAACAGAUCAUGCCCAUUGCUGUGUUGAAAUGGGACUGGAUAUGAUUGACACCAUCACAUCUGUUGCAGAAGCCACAGAGGUUGAUCUCAACAUGAGAGUUGGAUUGCAUACAGGCAGGGUGCUUUGUGGGGUCCUGGGUCUCCGAAAAUGGCAAUAUGAUGUCUGGUCGAAUGAUGUGACGUUAGCUAAUGUAAUGGAAGCUGGAGGACUGCCUGGGAAAGUACACAUUACAAAGACCACCUUAGAGUGCCUAAAUGGGGACUAUGAGGUAGAACCAGGAUAUGGUCAUGAAAGGAAUAGUUUCUUGAAGAAGCAUAAUAUUGAAACGUAUUUUAUUGUGCCAUCCCAUCGUAGGAAGAUAUUUCCUGGACUGAUUCUCUCAGACAUUAAGCCUGCCAAAAGAAUGAAGUUCAAGACAGUCUGCUAUCUACUUGUUCAGCUCAUGCACUGUCGUAAGAUGUUCAAAGCAGAGAUCCCUUUCUCCAACGUCAUGACGUGUGAGGAUGAUGACAAGAGGAGAGCAUUAAGGACAGCCUCUGAAAAACUCAGGAAUCGCUCCUCUUUUUCCAACAAUAUUGUACACAACACUCCGGGAACUCGAGUGAACAGAUACAUCAGCCGCUUGAUAGAGGCCCGGCAAACUGAGUCUGAGAUGGCUGACUUGAACUUCAUCACCCUGAAGUAUAAGCAAAUUGAGCGUGAAAAUAAAUACCACCAGCUUCAGGAUGAGUACUUCACCAGUGCUGUAGUUCUCUCGCUAAUUCUAGCUGCCUUAUUUGGCCUUGUCUACCUUCUAAUAAUACCACAGAGUACCAUAGUUCUUGUUCUCCUGGUGUUCUGCAUAUGCUUCCUAGUGGCUUGUAUUAUGUAUCUACAUGUCACACGAGUACAAUGUUUUCCAGGGUGCCUGACAAUACAAAUUCGUACCAUUCUGUGUAUUUUUAUUGUGAUAUUAAUAUACUCUGUGGCUCAAGGCUGUGUGGUUGGCUGCAUGCCUUGGGUUUGGAAUACCAAUUCCAGCAGCUCAAUAGUUAUAAUUUCUCCUGGUGGAACAAAUAAAACAAUGAAUGAACUUCCAUGUGACACAGCCCACUAUGCUUUCCUUUCCUGCGUAGUGGGGACUCUCACCUUGGCAAUAUUUCUACGCGUAUCUUCCUUGCCAAAAAUGAUUCUCCUGCUUUUUGUUACAAUUUUGUACAUAGUUAUUCUGGAACUCAGUGGUUACAGAAAAGCAGUGGGGGGUGGCUCCUUUUAUAUGCGUGGCUAUGAACCAAUACUAGCUAUUUUGCUAUUUUCUUGUGCUUUAGCACUGCAUUCAAGACAGGUGGACUUGAAACUGCGUCUGGACUACCUCUGGGCAGUGCAGGCAGAAGAAGAGAGAGAUGAUAUGGAGAGAGUCAAGCUGGAUAAUAAAAGGAUUCUUUUCAACCUGUUGCCGGCCCAUGUUGCACAGCACUUUCUUAUGUCUAAUCCAAGAAAUAUGGACCUUUAUUACCAGUCAUAUUCACAAGUGGGAGUGAUGUUUGCUUCCAUCCCAAAUUUCAAUGAUUUCUACAUCGAAUUGGAUGGCAAUAAUAUGGGAGUGGAAUGUUUACGCCUGUUAAAUGAAAUUAUUGCUGAUUUUGAUGAGCUUAUGGACAAAGAAUAUUAUAAGGAUAUUGAAAAGAUCAAGACAAUUGGAAGUACAUAUAUGGCAGCUGUGGGACUUGUACCUACUUCAGGAACUAAGGCUAAAAAAUCAAUUUAUUCCCAUCUGAGUACACUGGCAGAUUUUGCAAUAGAGAUGUUUGACGUUCUUGAUGAAAUCAACUAUCAGUCUUACAAUGACUUUGUCCUACGAGUUGGUAUUAAUGUUGGGCCGGUAGUGGCGGGAGUCAUUGGAGCCAGAAGACCACAGUAUGAUAUCUGGGGGAAUACUGUGAAUGUUGCCAGCCGGAUGGACAGUACUGGAGUGCAGGGAAAGAUUCAGGUAACAGAAGAAGUUCAGCGGAUAUUAAAAAGAUGCAGCUAUGAAUUUGUGUGCAGGGGUAAAGUCAGUGUAAAGGGAAAAGGUGAAAUGUUGACCUAUUUCCUGGAAGGAAAGGCUGAUGGAAAUAAUUCCCAAACACGGUCUUUAAACUUAGAGCGGAAAAUGUACCCUUAUGGGAGAGCAAACAUUCAAACAAAACUGGGCACCAGCUGUCCAUCUGUGUCCUCAGUUGCUAGCUUUACUGUAAAACCUGGUCUUGGAGCAGGUCAAGCAUCUGCCACUCAUGCAAACCAAACACUGCAUUAUCUUCCUUCUGUGCCAGCUGUGAAGGAGGCAUAGAGCAAAGGAAAUUUGGUUGUGCCACUCGCAGUGAACUUGGAGAGCAAUGGUUGCCUGAAUUUUUACUAAGAAGUCAGAAUUCAUAGACCAUGUCAUUAACGAAGGACCACUACAACCCAACCAAAGAGAACUUGGGGACUGUGUAAUGAACUCUUGGGAUGGAACAUAUAAGGGCUAGCAAUUCUGUUAUGAAAAGUCAAAAUGGGAUUUUCUGGAAAUGAGGCAUAUUUUCUUGGCAUUUUUAAACAGUAAAUGAAAAAAAAUAGAUAAAUGUGCAAGCAAUUAUUUAUGUGUGUGUGUAUAUAUAUGUUUUAAUCUAUAUAUACACACACAUACAAAGAGUUCUGUGUAGACUUAAUAGAUAUUUAUAGAGAUGAACAUAAAAGUGUGUAUUUAUUUACACAUCCACCUGCAGUGACAUAGCAAAGAGAUUUCUCUUUCUGUCAUAGCCAGAAUAGUUGGGCCUGGGAUUAGCAAAGCUGCACUUAACCAUGGAAUGUGGGAUGCCUGGAGACUCUCCAGGGCUACAGAAAGACUUUGAGAAAUUGUGCUCCCAGUGCAUGAAUUAAUGCAAUGAGAACAGUGUUUAUUGUGCUGUCAAUGGCAGAUUAAUGAAGACUGGAUUCAGCUAAUUACAGAAUCCUACAUAUUUUUUUUAAGUUCUCCUUGCAUGUUCCAAAAAAUUUCCACAAACUUUCAAUCAAACCAUUACACUAGGAUGUAAAGUAGAUAAAACACAGAUCUUAAAAGUUCAGGCAAAUGAACAAUAUAUAUUAUUUCCAUUAAGAAAAAUACAAGAGUGAUAGAAUAUAGACUUUGCUGCCUCUUUGUAGGUCAUUUGACUCUGUGCAAGACAGAGGAGCCACCCUGCAAGCACAGCAAUACGCUUAUGCAAUAUAGAAACAUUCCUGUAUGUACAGUGCUGAUUUUACUGAAGAUCAGAAGGAUGGUAUUAUUUCAGGCUUUUAGAAAUAGCACAAGCCCCGUGGCUCAAGUCCAGGAUUUACCAUUCUAAACAGCUCAAAAGAAUAGUCCUGCACUGGUGGCAAACAUCCUCUUGCUACUUUUGUGACAUUUGUAUGUUUGCCAACUUUGUUUUAUAUAUUAAUUUAUUUUUAAAUAUAUGCCACAGUUUUAUUAUACCUUGAUUCUAUCAAGACUCACUCUUCAAAGCUGUACAGUUAUAGAAAGCUAUAAUUCUGAGAAACAAGCACAGUCCAACUUUGCCAAAUGAGGAGCACUGGUAAAUGUGCCAGGAGAGCUAGGCCUGCUCUUAAUCUGCAUAAAAAAGGAUAUAUUGUGGCUGCUUUUUUUCUCUACUGCUGCCCAUAUCAUAUUGUUUAUGGUUUCAUACUGAAAUGAUGAUCCAGAUGUGAAAGAUGCAUAGUCAAGGUGGGAGCAGUUGAAGGUCAAUCUGCUGAGGGACAUGUACUCCAUGGACAUGCACCAUAUUGCCCUGAUGGGGAUUCACAGGCUAACUAACCUCAGCUGUUUUCCAAAAGAGAAGCAAAACUUUACAAUGUCUAAAAACAUGGAAAACUUCCUUUUAACAAGCAAAACAAUCCAUCCACCACCCCCCCACCGAAAAAAAAGAAAAUAUCAAAAACCAACAACAACAACAAAAUCCAAAAAUACCCAGAAAAAAAACCCAAAACAACCCAGCAAACUAAAAAUCCCAACCCAGAAUGCAGAAGUUGUAUAGACUGUACAACAGAAAAUUUUCAUGUACUAGCUGUCACACUUCCCUUUGGUGGGCCUAUUUUGGUACAGAUUUCAGUGGAAAAAAGAUUCUGAGAGAGUCCACUUUUAUCAGCUUUUGCAUUGGAGCAGUAAUUUUCUGUGUUAAAAGUAUGUACAGCACUGUGUCAGUAGAUGUAAAUGGUUAAAGAAAUGUUGCAGGAAUUUGUGUUCUCCAGAUCAGGAUACUGUGGGACUCCAGUGUUUUUAAGCAGUGUUUCAAAUUAAUUUGUAUGUGCCCUGUCUGCUAGGUGCUUCAUUAGAAAGCUGGUAAAGUUAGUCUUAUGAUUAAAGUGACUAUAAAAACCUGAGAACUGCUUCCUAAUUGUGCUGUACAGGUAAUAUGCACCCUGAUUGAGCUGAAGAAAGUCACUGCAUUUCUUUAUCUCCCUAAGAGAUACCCAGUUCACAGAUAUUCUUCUAGAAUAAUUUAUUUCUGGUUU
Messenger RNA from Cinclus cinclus, 7661 nucleotides. It is a transcript of the gene ADCY1, whose product is annotated as adenylate cyclase 1. Gene Ontology annotation, biological process: cAMP biosynthetic process; adenylate cyclase-activating G protein-coupled receptor signaling pathway; intracellular signal transduction. The coding region runs from base 2053 to 5481 and encodes 1142 amino acids. Lineage: Eukaryota; Metazoa; Chordata; Aves; Passeriformes; Cinclidae. The transcript is spliced from 20 exons. Gene Ontology annotation, molecular function: adenylate cyclase activity. The record is from RefSeq and is a predicted model, not a curated record. Gene Ontology annotation, cellular component: plasma membrane.